Messenger RNA from Penicillium digitatum Pd1, 1494 nucleotides. RefSeq lists its product as uncharacterized. The record is from RefSeq and is a predicted model, not a curated record. Lineage: Eukaryota; Fungi; Ascomycota; Eurotiomycetes; Eurotiales; Aspergillaceae.
AUGUCCGCAGAUCUGUUAGCAGCGUUUGGCCAGGCACCUGUUCCAGACAGCAAGUCCAUACAGAAGCCAUCGCAAUACCGAAAACCCCCGUUCCUCACUGUCGACGGGAACUUCGAUUUCUUCGGGUCAUCAGAAAGUGUGCAGCACAAGGAACGUUCCAAUCCGAACCCGGCAGCAGUCAGUCAAUUUGCAGCUCCUGAAGCCUCACGGCAAAGCCCUGGUCAUCAGGAAUUUGACCUUCCGUUGAAUCCAGGUAGCGAUUUAUUUUUCGAUGCAGCAUUGGACGCACCAGCAAGUGAUGAAGACGAUUGGGGUGAAUUCGAGGGCCCUGAUGCAAACACUCAACAUGCACAAUCAACGUCUCUUUGGCGAUCCACAAUAACUAUGUCGCCGUCGCCAGAGCCUCGGCAAGAUUCUACGCAGGUUUCUACUACAAUUGACUUGCUGGAUUCACUCUCUAUGCAAGACUCAAGACUAGUUGUGAAACAUCCGUCGACAAUUGCCAAAAAGAACCCAAACCUUGGACAUAGUAACAACCAACAUCAGGCGACAUGGGAGGAUGAUUCUUUUGGUGACUGGGGCGAUUUCACUGAUGCACCUGCUAGCCAACCCACCCCCAAGGUCUCCGAGAAAAGAACACAACCUCCUAGAACAUCACCUACAAAGCCGCCUGUUAAAUCUACUAAUGCGCCUGCAUCAACCUGGGAUGACGAUGCCUUCGAUGACUGGGGUGAUUUCUCAGAUGGGCCUAUUGUGAAGGCUCUACCCAAAUCCAAACCCGCCUCACCGCCGACGGCCCCUAGCCCGGCUCCUAGUAGUUCUGUCUCUGGGACCACAGCCCCAACGGCCACCAUUCGUCCAACAAACAUUCCACCGCCAUCAAUCCUUCUCGAGUUAUUCUUAGAUGUGUUUGAGAAUCUUCGGAAAGAGGCUACACUCGCAAAAUCCCAGCUGCGAUCCUCGGCUUCACCGUCCUCACAGGCCGUUUCAACUACAGCCUUGAACGUUCACCUUGUUCUUCAAACGGCCGCCCGCAUCAUUGCCGGUCGUAGUCUCCGAUGGAAACGUGACACAAUUCUUAGUCAAAGUAUGCGAAUCGGCCCUGCCCGUUCUGGCAAAGCCGGUGGGAUGAAACUUAACAGCGUGAACAAACAAGAGAACAUCAAAGAAGAACAAGAUGCCGUCGAUGUGCUCACUACUUGGCGUGAACGGGCGGUGGUGUUCAAUGCUAUUCUACAAGCCGCAGGCCAGCGGCCGAUCCCUGUUGUCCAAGAUCCUAGUGCGUUCAAGGUUAUUACGGCACGGGCGGACCAGGGCGCAUUGAAGGCAUCCCAUCCAUGUGCACUCUGUUCCCUUAAAAGAGAUGAGCGGGUGUUACGGGUGGAUGAACAAAGCGUUCAAGACAGCUUUGGAGAAUGGUGGACUGAGCAUUGGGGUCACACGGCAUGCAGGCAAUUUUGGGAGACAAAUCGAAAUCUACUUGGGCAGCGUUGA